AUGCGUACAGGGGGAAUCCAAGAGGCCUUUGAGAUGGAGGAUCAGUGCGGCAAGCCAAGCAGCGGCAGCAGUAGGUUGAGAGGGAAAAGAAGAAAGCCAGAGAAAACAAAAAAGUCGAGAGAAAGAGCGAGAGGGGAGGGUGAGAUCCGAGUGGACGACUCUUCUCGAGCGCUUCAGUAUGAGACAGUCCAAGCUGUGACCAGUGGACCCAUCCUCAGAGACAUGGCCUUCUCCUCUGACCACCACCACCUCUACGUCAUGUCCGAAUCACAGUUGUCCAGAGUACCAGUGGAGGCGUGCGGACAGUACUCCACUUGCAGUGAGUGCCUGGGCUCUGGGGACCCCCACUGCGGCUGGUGUGUGCUCCACAACAUGUGCACCCGGAAAGAGAAAUGUGAGCGAUCUUCAGAGCCACGCCGAUUUGCCUCCGACAUCAAACAGUGUGUGCGGCUCAGCGUCCACCCCAGCAACAUCUCGGUGUCCCAGUUCAGUGUCACGUUGGUUUUGGAGGCCCACAACGUUCCGGACCUUUCGGCUGGAGUGAACUGCACCUUUGAGGACCUGAGUGAAAUGAACGGGCUCGUGGAAGGGAACCAGAUCCGCUGUUCUUCUCCGGCCAAGAGAGAGAUGCCUCGGAUCAUAGUGGACAAAGGUAAAGGAGACCACCAGAUCGUUCAGCUCUACCUCAAGUCCAAAGAGACGGGGCUGGCCUUUGCAAACACCAGCUUUGUUUUCUACAACUGCAGCGUGCACACGUCAUGCCUGUCCUGUGUGAGCAGUCCAUACGAGUGUCACUGGUGUAAGUACAGACACGGCUGCACCCACGACCCCACCACCUGCUCUUUCCAGGAGGGACGCGUCAAGAAGCCCAUGGAGUGUCCCCAGCUGCUGCCCGCGGAGAAGAUCCUGGUGCCGGUGAACGUGGUGAAGCCGAUCACGCUCCGAGCCAAGAACCUGCCCCAGCCUCAGUCAGGACAGAAGGGCUACGAGUGUGUGCUGACCAUCCAGGGCAACAAGCACCGCGUCCCAGCUCUUCGCUUCAACAGGUCCUCGGUGCAAUGCCAGAACACUUCGUAUUUCUACGAGGGGAUGGAGAUGAGCAGUCUUCCAGUGGAGCUGACCGUCAUCUGGAACGGAGAUUUCAGCAUCGACAACCCCGCCCUCAAUAAAGUCCAUCUGUACAAGUGCGAUGCUCAGAGGGGCAGCUGUGGCCUGUGUCUGAAGGCAAACCCACAGUUUGGCUGCGUCUGGUGCAAAGGGGAGAACCGCUGCACCCUCAAGCAACACUGCCACCCAGAGAACCAGUGGCUGGAGCACAACGGCAUCAGCAGCAUGUGCACCCACCCACGUAUCACACAGAUAACUCCCCUGCGAGGCCCCAGAGAAGGAGGCACUCUGGUGACGAUCCGUGGGGAAAACCUGGGGCUGGAUUUCUCUGAGAUCCAGGGGAACGUGAAGGUGGCCGAGGUGGAGUGCAUCCCCAUCCGAGAGGGCUACAUCCCGGCUGAGCAGAUUGUGUGUGAGAUGGGGCGCGCUGAGACCAGCCAGUACACGGGCAACAUCCAGGUCUGUGUGGGAGUGGGCGAGUGCAGACCCGAGUUCAUGGCCAAGUCCUCCAAAUACUACUACUUUGUGAUUCCCAGAAUCCUCAGCAUUAAGCCGAACCGUGGGCCAGUCUCAGGAGGAACCAUCGUGAACAUCACUGGCAGCCACCUGGACGCCGGAAGCAACGUGUCAAUCAUGUUUAAGGAGCAGCCCUGCACAUAUCUGAGGAGGGGGGGUCUCUGGCUGACCUGUCGUACCCACGCAUCCCUCCACGGCACUGGGAACGUGUCGGUGUCAGUGAGCAUAGACAAGGCCCACCUGCAGAAGGACCUGCGCUUCGAGUACGUGGAGGAUCCCAGCAUCACGCGCAUGGAGCCCGAGUGGAGCAUCUACAGUGGACACACACCGGUGACUGUGACCGGGACCAACUUGGACAUCAUCCAGACGCCGCUGAUCCGAGCCAAGUACAACGGGCAUGAGACGCUCAAUCUGUGCACCGUGCUGAGCUCCACCACCAUGCUGUGCCAGGCCCCUGAGCUGGCCAUCAGCCUGUCCCGGCAGCUGGAGGUUCCCGAGCGACCUGACGAGUUUGGUUUUAAGCUGGAUGACGUGCAGGCCCUCAUGGCCCUCAACCACACCAACUUCAUCUACUACCCCAACCCUGAGUUUGAGCCACUCAGUGCGUCCGGCGUGCUGGAGCUCAAGCCGGGCUCGCCUAUCAUACUCAAGGGCCAUAACUUCCUCCCUCCGACCAACAGCGGCAACGGGAAACUGAACUACACGGUCUUCAUCGGGGACAAGCCGUGCAUGCUGACCGUGUCCGAGACCCAGCUGCUGUGCGAGUCGCCCAACCUGACGGGGCGCCACAAAGUCCUGGCUCGAGUGGGCGGUAUCGAGUUCUCCCCAGGCGUGGUCCACAUCACCUCAGACAGUCCGCUCAGCAGCACGGCCAUCAUCAGCAUUGCUGCCGCGGGCGCCAUGCUCAUUCUGGCAAUUGUCAUGGUGCUCAUCGCCUACAAGCGCAAGUCCAGAGAAAGUGACCUCACGCUCAAAAGACUGCAGAUGCAAAUGGACAACCUGGAGUCCCGCGUGGCUCUGGAGUGCAAAGAGGCUUUUGCCGAGCUGCAGACGGACAUCCACGAGCUUACCAGUGAUCUGGACGGCGCCGGCAUCCCGUUCCUGGAUUACAGAACCUACACCAUGAGGGUGCUUUUCCCCGGCAUUGAGGAACAUCCUGUGCUUAAAGAUUUGGAGGUGCCUGGGUACCGCCAGGAGCAGGUGGAGAAGGGACUGAAGCUCUUUGGGCAGCUCAUCAACAACAAGGUGUACCUGCUGUGCUUCAUCCGGACCCUGGAGGCUCAGCGGGGCUUCUCCAUGCGGGACAGGGGCAACGUAGCCUCACUUAUCAUGACCGUGCUCCAAAGCAAGCUGGAAUAUGCCACUGACGUCCUCAAACACCUGCUGUCAGACCUCAUAGACCGCAACCUGGAGAGCAAGAACCACCCCAAGCUUCUACUGCGCAGGACUGAGUCUGUUGCAGAGAAAAUGCUGACCAACUGGUUUACAUUUCUCCUCUAUAAGUUUCUAAAGGAGUGCGCAGGCGAACCUCUCUUCUCCCUCUUCUGCGCCAUCAAACAACAGAUGGAGAAGGGUCCCAUCGACUCCAUCACGGGAGAGGCGCGCUACUCUCUGAGCGAGGACAAGCUCAUCAGACAGCAGAUUGACUACAAGACUCUGGUGGUGAACUGCAUCCACCCGGAGAACGAGAAGAGCCCGGAGAUCCAGGUGAAGGUGCUGAACUGUGACACCAUCAGUCAGGUCAAGGAGAAGAUCCUGGACGCUAUCUACAAGAACGUGCCCCACUCCCAUCGACUCAAGGCCUCGGACAUGGACCUAGAGUGGCGCCAAGGCAGAGGGCAGCGCAUGAUUCUGCAGGAUGAGGACAUUACCACUAAAAUUGAAGCCGAUUGGAAGAGACUGAACAUACUUUGCCAUUAUCAGGUGCCUGACAACGCGGUGAUGGCCUUGGUUCCCAAACAAGUGACAGCAUACAACUCGGUGAACAACUCCACAGUCUCCCGGACCUCAGCCAGUAAAUACGAGAACAUGAUCAAAUACACGGGGAGUCCGGACAGCCUGCGGUCGCGCACACCCAUGAUCACGCCUGACCUUGAGAGCGGCGUCAAAGUGUGGCACCUGGUCAAGAACCACGAGCACGGGGACCAGAAGGAGGGCGACCGCGGCAGCAAGAUGGUGUCCGAGAUCUACCUGACACGGCUGCUGGCCACCAAGGGCACAUUACAGAAAUUUGUGGAUGACUUGUUCGAGACCAUCUUUAGCACAGCUCACCGAGGCAGCGCUCUGCCCCUGGCCAUCAAGUACAUGUUCGACUUCUUGGACGAGCAAGCGGACAAGCACAGCAUCCACGACCCCCACGUCCGGCACACAUGGAAGAGCAACUGCCUACCUCUGCGUUUCUGGGUGAAUGUGAUCAAGAACCCCCAGUUCGUCUUCGACAUCCACAAGAGCAGCAUCACGGACGCCUGCCUGUCCGUGGUGGCCCAGACCUUCAUGGACUCCUGCUCCACCUCAGAGCACCGCCUGGGCAAAGACUCGCCCUCCAACAAGCUGCUGUAUGCCAAGGACAUCCCCAGUUACAAGAGCUGGGUGGAGAGGUACUACUCGGACAUCAGUAAGAUGCCCGCCAUCAGUGACCAGGACAUGAACGCCUACCUGGCCGAACAAUCACGGAUGCACAUGAGCGAGUUCAACAGCAUGAGCUCUCUCAGUGAGAUCUACUCCUACGUGGGAAAGUACACUGAGGAGAUCGUGUGCGCCCUGGAGCAGGACGACGCGGCACGCAAACAGCGGCUGGCCUUCAAGCUGGAGCAGGUGGUGGCCUUCAUGAGCCUGGAGAGCUGA
Messenger RNA from Knipowitschia caucasica, 4467 nucleotides. The record is from the annotation of a GenBank genome assembly. Lineage: Eukaryota; Metazoa; Chordata; Actinopteri; Gobiiformes; Gobiidae.